This is a messenger RNA of Mizuhopecten yessoensis (Yesso scallop), 3367 nucleotides long. Its product is annotated as F-box/LRR-repeat protein 21-like. Lineage: Eukaryota; Metazoa; Mollusca; Bivalvia; Pectinida; Pectinidae. The coding region runs from base 150 to 1352 and encodes 400 amino acids. The record is from RefSeq and is a predicted model, not a curated record. Gene Ontology annotation, molecular function: protein binding. The transcript is spliced from 2 exons.
GAAUCGUAUGUAUGUGCCCGAUCCGGGUGCUGUCAAAACAUAGGGAGUGAUCACUGCGGAUCCAGUUAUGUCUAAGGCGUUACAGGUCCAAGGUCGGUCCAUCUUGUAUAGAAUGCCGACCCAUUUCUGACUGUCCUCUUUAAUGAGACAUGGAUGCUGCUAGUUGCUUUGAGCUACAGAGCUGGUCAACACUUCCUGACCACAUAGUGGUGCAAAUACUCCUGCAUCUUGGCCCUACCGACCGUUACAAUGCGUCACUUGUCUGCCACACAUGGCAGACUUGCUUUAACCAGCCCUGUCUGUGGCGCCACUUUCACUUCCGUUUUCUGUCUACUGUGAACCCAAAAAAGGACCACAUGUUAGGCUACAGUCAGUUCCUAGCCAAGCAUGGGCACCACCUGCGGGGUAUAAGGCUCACACUAGAUCAGAGUGACCAGGAGAACAGACACUACGCCUGUCGUGUAAUUGAGUUGCUGGCUACUUCGGCAGGUCGUCAGCUGUCAGCCAUUACGGUUACGUUUACUGGUGAGAACCCUUUAUUCUAUGCGGGAGCUGAAUUUGUGGCUGCCUUGAGGGCGUUGUUUGGUCCGACUCCACCUACCAUUAGACCACCAUUGUCACAGAUCUUACAUGUAGACCUGAGUGGUCUCACUGCAGCAUAUGACGAUUCUGUUUUUACAAUUUUGGCUGAAAACCAUCCAAACUUACAGUCGUUAAACAUUCUCAACAGAAUGUUGAUUUGUAAGGUGAGUCCCUCUGCGAUACUAUAUCUUGUUCAGAAGUGCAGAAAAUUAACAGAACUAAUGGCGUACCAUUGCAGUUUAUCGGACGACAUUCUUGCAUGUUUCGCGGAAAGUGACAGAACCCCUGUGGAACAUCUGGAAAUAGUGUGUAGAAGGGAAGAGAAGUACAACAAAACACUGACGUCUGAGGUGUGGCAAGGCCUGGUGACCGCUGUACCUAACCUCAGGGUCAGUCUGGGAUUUGACCACACAUGUCCACUUAACAGAGUGAAAGAUCUAAUGCAGCCAGAUAUCCCGGUUAGAGAUCUCAGACUUGAAACUUUCACAAGGAUCUUUGAGGAGGUGAACCUUGCUGCAGCCUUCUACAGUUCCACCUUGGAGAAGCUUGUCCUACAGACCAGAAAUUCUGACGAGCUUGGAGCAGCUCUCCUUAACUUAGCAAGGACAUGCAAACUGCUGAAAUCCAUAUAUGUUUAUUGUGCGCUAAAGAAAGAGGUUGUGGAGGGGAUUUUGGCCUCCUCAGCUCUGAUUAAGGAAAAGAAGGACUACAUACUGAAGUGGACAGCUGACCCAGAGCCCUGGGUGGUAGGGGUAGAGGAAGGUGAUUAGAGUAUGGGUCAUAGUUCAUAGAGGUAGAAGAAGGGGAUUAGAGUAUGGGUAGAGGAAGGGGAUAAAAUAUAGGUCAUUGGUUGUAAGGGUAGAAGAAUGGGAUUAGAGUGUGGGUCAUAGGUCAUAGUGGUAGAUGACAGGGAUUAGAGUAUGGGUCAUAGUGUAGAAAUUUGGAUUAGAGUAUUGGUCAUAGGUCAUAGAGGUAGUGGAGUGGGGUAAGAGUAGGAUUUAUAAGCAGUAAUAGUAGCUAUAGUUGUUUUCAUUAAAAAGGUUCUGAUUUCUAAACUCCAGCAAAGAGUUAUGACAUAUCAAAUUUUAACUUAUUACACAAACCAUGUAAAAUUUACAUAUUUAACAUGUCACAUGGUUUCAAGACAGGCUGGUCCCUUUGUCAAGCUAUGACUGUGUGAGUGGUUUGUAUUGUUCACCUGUACAAUUAUGUGACAAAAUUGUAUAUAUUUCUCAUGUCACUCAACUAGGGAUGUUUUGCCUAUCGAUAGGGACUGUAUACACAUGUUAUCAAAUAGGUUACUGGUAGGGUGUAGAUCUAGCCCCCUCUCCCAUUAUGUCAGUAUCGGGUCAUACAGAUGACUCCGCUGGUAUCCCCUCUCAUCUCUGUUCAUGUUUCGAGUUUUCCUGAUUUUGAUUGCUUAUUUGAUUUGUCUCGUUUUGAUAUGUUUUGUUAUGAGAAAGUUAUACAUUUUCUCCAUUAAAUGUUCUGUCAGAUAGAUAUUUAUACAUUGUAUGGUUGAAUCUUGCCUAGUGUAGAUUUUGAGGAAGACGUACGUAACACGACAUUGGUUUUCUGUACAUGCACAUAACCAAUCAAUACCUCUGUCACUUAUAUAACAACCAUAAUGUACUGUCAAGUAAUGUUAAGCUCAAUCUUCUACACUUGUUACAUUAGAAGUAGAUGUGCUAAUAUACAAAUACAUAACACAUUCUUUAGUAUCUCUGUUAACAUCAUGUACACAGUGAAAUUUCAUCCUAGUAAUAUUAAAACCCCACAAAAAUGUCCGACAGUGUGGUCUGGUGGCGCAGUGGAUACUAGAUAGCGCACUUGCCUUUCACCAAGAUGGCCAGGGUUCAACUACCUGAUCGGACGUGAAAAGGUAUUGGGUCACCUGCUCAACCAUGUGGGUUUUCUCCCUCAUGAAGUCCCUCUAUACACUUCUAUCUGGGCUAACAAGAGUGAUUAGCAUGAAGUCCCUCUAUACACUUCUAUCUGGGCUAACAAGAGUGAUUAGCAUGAAGUCCCUCUAUACACUUCUACCUGGGCUAACAAGAGUGAUUAGCAUAAGCUGAAAAAUUAAUGUUUUAUAAUUAUUUGAAAAAAGAUUAUGUACAUUUAUUCCAGGAAAGACACUGCAAGCUUUUAUCCCUUUAAUAUACACUCCAUUGUAUUUAUUUAAAUAUUGUGCAGAUUUUACAUUUUGUAAACUAACUAAGUAAUUUGCUUCAUAUCUUUUUGUGAAGUACUUUUUUGUGUAAUUAUACUGAAGGAUUUAAAAACUGAAAGAACCUCGGUGAGUGAUGUAUGCUGUAUAACCAUUAAUUCAAUGCUUCUUAAUUGUAAUGGUUGAAUGUCUUUUGGUGUACAUUUAUUGUUUAUUUACUAAAGGUUGAACCUAAUUAAUAUAGAUAUUGGAUAACUCAGCUUUUAUGACAUCAAUAGUUUAGUCUUGUAGAGUAUCAAUUUUAAUCACAUACAAAUUGUUUUCAUAUAUUUUGAGUCAUAACCCAUUGAUUAAAUAUUUUUUUAACAUGCAAGUUAUAUAUAAUUUUUUAAGCAAUAUUUCUCUUUAGCAUACAUUUUUCUAUGCCUUGGAGUGUUAGUUUGUGAUUUGUUUUAGAUAUUGUGUAUGCUAUUUAUAGCUAUAUACACAGUCGUAUGACAAUAAUUGGUGCUAUUUAUAUGUACAAGAGCAUACAUAUUCUCCAUUUAUGUUUAAUAUCAUCUGUGAUGAAUUUGCUGAAGAAAUGUGAGUUGAUUCAUGACAAAAAUAAAGCGACUU